Molecule: messenger RNA, 351 nt
Organism: Clunio marinus
Lineage: Eukaryota; Metazoa; Arthropoda; Insecta; Diptera; Chironomidae
Source: the annotation of a GenBank genome assembly
AUGUCAGCUCAACUGAAAGCAGCAGAAAAAAAGGGCAAAGCGCUGAGUGAAAAUGAGUUCAAAGUGAUGUAUUUUUGCGACUUUUUAAUUCUUCUUAAAUGCGUCUUCUUCGAAGCUGAAGCUAUAACAACAACAGUUCAUCAGAAAAUAGUUAUUCUCAUGAAACAGUCAAAAAUAUUCCACCUAAAAGGUAAAGAAGCAAUUAAACCCAUACCCAACCUUCGCAUUGCGGCCGAGGGUUUCUUGGAGACGUGCCCAACAUUGAUACUCGGGUUUAUAAUCGCUCGGCAUAAUAAUCAGCAUUCAAUGAGACUACCAAAAUACGCCUUGAGUCUUGUUGGCUAUUCAUAA